Messenger RNA from Mya arenaria, 1585 nucleotides. RefSeq lists its product as uncharacterized. Lineage: Eukaryota; Metazoa; Mollusca; Bivalvia; Myida; Myidae. The transcript is spliced from 3 exons. Gene Ontology annotation, biological process: regulation of synaptic transmission, cholinergic; positive regulation of voltage-gated potassium channel activity; sleep. The record is from RefSeq and is a predicted model, not a curated record. Bases 13 to 525 code for a protein of 170 amino acids.
ACUAUUUUGCGCAUGCGUACAAGACCCCGUCCUUACCAAAAUCUUCAUAGUGACCUCCAUCGUGAACAAUUUAGCAUUUACAAAAUGAAGUGGUUAAUCGCAAGUAUGGUUGGCGCUGUAGCAAUUUUUCUAGUUCUAGACUCAGUUGUUGCACAGAAACCCAUCAGGUGCUUUGUAUGUAACUCCUACUUCCAGAAGACCUGUGCAGAUUGGUUUAACAACGGAUCUUACAACCAGGAGCCAUGUGAUCCCGGAGUUACCAUGUGCAGGAAGAUUGUGCAGGAAGUAUACUACGAUGAUCAGUGGAACACCCGAUACAUCCGUCAGUGUGCGCCAUCCGGUGAAGUUGGAGGGGAUCAAGGACGAGAAUGUGUGGAACGUACCGGAACAUACCGUGUCAAGAUGCGCUACUGCCACUGCGACAACCAAGAUGGCUGCAAUGGUGCCGAGUCUGUCAAAAUUCCCAUGAUUGCGAUGUUACUUCCUGCGCUUACCACACUUGGACUUCUGUUUAGAAAGUUAUAACACCAGGAUCAAACUUGAACGAUCUUUAAUAAAUGUUAACAGAAAUUUUAAAACUAUGCAAUGAGAUUUAAAAAAGGCCUUAACAUCUGGCUUAAAAAGGUGAAAAGGAAAUGCCAAUGAAUACCAAUACGUAAUAUGAAAUUGUAACACCUUUCUUUUUAGCUUAAACUACACAUUCCAAUUUGUUUGACAUCCAGGUUUAAGUUUUAAGACAGUGUUGAAAAUUUAUAGUGUAUGUUCAGCACAUUUAAUGACACAACUAUUAAUAUACACAGUUGACAGGUACAAUAAAUUACAGUCAAGUGUGGUUGAUGGCACUUGACGGGGAAGUGUUAAGAUCUGAUUCAGGGAUUUAAACAGCUGAAACGAAGAGAAAGAUGGUGUAUGAAUGUGCAAUAAGAGGUGGUGUAAAUGUCGCAACAAUACUGUGUUGUUGUAAUGCUCAGUAGCUGACUGCUGUGCGGACAGAAGGCUACGCUACACUGAUUGUAUGUCUUAGCUUUAGUACGUUCUCGACUCACCUGCAUUAUUGUCAAAUAUUCUUACAUUGAAGAUGUUCAAGACUUUUUUUAAAAUUAUUGUCUGCUCCAUAUGUCGCUCCUAAUUAGUCAUGCAUUAAAUGCAAUGAAGUUGUUGAAAAAAACAACUUGUUAUUAUCUUUAACAUCUUCACUGUAAGAGUUCAAUGACCUGGUGCAGUUAUGUUGUUUUCUUUAUGUGAUGAAAAUUAUUCAAUAUCAGAUUGUUCGUCCAUAUUUGUAUUGUUCACUAGUUUUUCAUGAUGGAGGUCAUGAAUUUCUGCAUUAAUGAGUCAAAUAUCUUUUCAUUAGUUUCCAACAUGUUCAAGGUUUUAAGACCAUCGAUCUUGAUGUGAAAAGAGGAUGUUUUUUUUUUUGAUAUGUACGAUAUCUACAAUUGUUUUAUACCGUUUUUAAGAAUGAAUGUUGUUCUUCACAAACAUGUUUGUUAACCAUAUGAUUUUGUAUGUACAUCACUCCUCAAUGAUACAAUGUAAAGUUUAUUUAGAUUGAUUUCAGACCAAAUAAAAAUAGUAAAUGAGA